AUGGAGGAGGAACCCUCGAAACCAGUUACAGUCACCACCUCUUCAAAGCCCAAGAACAAGGGGGUUCUUGCUUCCUCCGCUGCUAAAUCUUCCGGUGCUGCUGCUUCAACUCCUCCACCACCGGCGAUUAAAUCUGCUUUAAAGCGUCCGGCGACGGUGAGUGAAGGGACCUCGACGAGUAUAAAACGGGCCAAAGCUGUGGAAGAAUCCGAUUCGAAAAAGUCGUAUUUUCAGAAAGUGUGGAUUGAGGAAGAUGAUAUCAAAUUACUCCAAGGUAUGAUUGAUUUCAAUGCUGAUACUGGGAAGAGCCCUUUCGACAACAUUAACAGAUAUUUCUAUUCCGUUAAGAAAUCUUUCAGUUUUGAACUUAGAAAAAACCAGUUCACCGAAAAAGUUAGAGGAUUGAAGAAAAAUUAUCUGUAUAAAGGUGUAUAA
Messenger RNA from Arabis nemorensis, 435 nucleotides. The record is from the annotation of a GenBank genome assembly. NCBI's taxonomy places the organism in Eukaryota, Viridiplantae, Streptophyta, Magnoliopsida, Brassicales, Brassicaceae.